Molecule: messenger RNA, 1472 nt
Organism: Lingula anatina
Lineage: Eukaryota; Metazoa; Brachiopoda; Lingulata; Lingulida; Lingulidae
Cellular component (GO): nucleolus
Molecular function (GO): nucleic acid binding
Source: RefSeq, a predicted model, not a curated record
GUGCGGAAACAAGUAGCAGGCACUUCCGGAACACGCGGUCACACCACGGAGACUGGUGUGUAAAGUUUGCCCAUCGAAGCUCGUCCAAAAUGUAUACUAAAAAGAAAUUCUUUAAAGGGUCCUUUGCAGAACAACAUCUUAAUAAGUAUGGAUGGCAAGAAGGCCAGGGACUGGGAUGAAAUGAACAUGGCAUGAAGGAAGCCAUUAAGGUGAAGAUAAAAAAUGAUACAGCAGGGGUUGGCCAUGAUCCAGGCAAGGAGUUCACCUUACACUGGUGGGACCAUGCAUUCAACAAGGCUGCUGGCAAUAUCAAUGUCAAGGUAACAGAGGAAGGGGUUGAUGUAAGCAAAGACGAAAGUAAUCAGAAGAAUGGAAAGACCAUGUUUAAUAAAGAUAUGCUUUAUGGAAGGUUUGUAAAGGGGGCAACACUGGAAAAUAACGAGGACGGUGUGUCCCAAGAGGUGAAACAUGGGGACAGCAGUGACUCGGAGGAAGAAGAGGAACCUGCUUCAGUUUCACAGUUAAGCGACGAAGAGCUUUUUAAGAAAUGUGGAGGUCUGACAGCUCACAAAGCUGCACGACAUGGGUUUAAGCUUAAUGGGAAGCUUUUAAGGAUUCAAAGACAAGAAAGUGACUUGCCCACAUCAGAUGACUCUGUAGCAAGGGAAGAAAAAUGUGAGAAAAAGACUAAAAAGAAAGCCAAGAAAAAUAAAGAAGAGACAAUGCUUCAAAGUGAAACUGAAGCACUGGAUAAAACUGCAGGGGAUAACAGUCAAAAAAAAUCAUCAAAGAAAGCAAAAAAGAGAAAAUUGUCAGAAACAAAUGUUCACGAAGUGACAGAUGAAAUUGAAAACCAAAAUGACAGCUCUAGUAGUAAGAAAUCUAAAAAGAAGAAAGAGAAAGAAGAGAACAUUGACAGUCCAGAGAUUGCAUUAGAGGAGAACACAAUUGAUGUCUCUGCUGUCGCAGAUAUUGACACAAAACUUACAGACUGUGAAUUAAACACACAGGUGAAUGCUGAGAAAGAGUCCAAGAAAAAGAAGAAGAAAUCCAAGAAAUGUAAGGAUGGCAUUGAUGCCUUAGUUGAAACUGAGAUGGAAUGUCCAGAAACAGAAACGGAAGUUAAAUCAAAAAAGAAAAAGAAGAAAAAAAGCAAACAUCGAUGAUUUUUAAACAACAGUGUUAUCUGUUAUAAAACACUUUAAAUUAUUAUCGUUAUUAUUAUCCAACAGUUAUAUUAUGCAGGACAAAACGUAUUUUUACAAAAGUGCAACAAAUUACGCCAUUGGCAUUUAUGAUUGAUAUAAGUAUUUUGCCAAAAUAAUCUUACAUUGGUCUUAUUUACAACAGAUUUCUUGUCAUAAUUUGGUCUGUAACAGUGUUUUUGAAUGCUUGGACUGAUUUUUAUCAAAUAUUGUUCUAUUUAUUGGUAUAAUAUAUAGAUACAAUAAAUUUCACAAGAAAGACGGUUA